This is a messenger RNA of Magallana angulata, 3079 nucleotides long. Its product is annotated as AAC-rich mRNA clone AAC11 protein-like. NCBI's taxonomy places the organism in Eukaryota, Metazoa, Mollusca, Bivalvia, Ostreida, Ostreidae. The coding region runs from base 285 to 2309 and encodes 674 amino acids. The transcript is spliced from 11 exons. The record is from RefSeq and is a predicted model, not a curated record.
GAUCGCGCCGUCAAAACUGUCCAAGGGCUCAAAUUUCUACCACUGCAGAGCUGCAAUAUCACACGACCCACAGUGAAUCUGCUAUACCGUUAUCAAUGGGGCACAUUGUCUUACAAAACCUGACUAAUGCCUGUGAUUAGUCCAUUUUAGUUGUCAUGAAGAAACCGGUACAGACAGAUUGUUACGCGUAGGCUGCAGCCGAGCUUCUGUCAAUAUUUUUAUUACUUCAUAAAAAUUGAAAAAAUUUUGAAAACCGAUGAACUUUCCUUAAUUACUUCGCAAAAAUGGCCGGACUUUGGAUAUAUCUUUUAGGACUACUUCUGUGUUUUGAUUACACAGUAGCGAAUCAUUUAUCUCGGAACAGAACACUAACAAGAGACCAGUUAAUGCGAAGACGAACGACACUCUCAGGUAUACCAAAUGGUAACAAUGCAGCACCCCAAAUGGGUAGGGGCCCUCUCAGUGGCGGCAGAGCGGGGACUCCGCCGGGUGGGGGCCUCACAGACCCCAGAACGGGGGCCACGGGCCUCUCACAGAGAGAUAUAGAUAGGGUCAUACUAACACCGGUCCAAGAUGGCGCCGUCAGAUCCCUGAGGAAUAUGUUAAGUACGAGAAGAGGACGUGGGAAUCCAAGGCUUAUUGGGUUUCUCAUCCCCCGAAGAGAUGGAAGGACCCAGCUUCGACUGAUGAGGGGAGCGGAACGGUUCUUACGAAACGGCAGAGGAGACAACAGUGGUAACCGAGUCAAUGUGAAUGAACUGCCCUUCAACAUCAGGACAAUUGUGGCUGCUGCCAGGAGAGCCAACCUUCUGCCAUCAAGGAAUGGAACAAGAGUCCGGAAUAGAACUCCUCCAAUAGUUGUUCUCCGGUCCCCAAACCAAGGAUUCCAGCAGUCGAGGCGGAUUGCCACCGUUGGAGGUUUCGCAGGACAAGGGGGAGGACCAAACGCCCAACCAAAUGCCGACUCGGCGGACUCUGGUGGUGGCGAAACCAUUAAACAAAGAACCGUCAACAUCGAGGUCAACGUACAAAGCCCAGAUGCGCCUGCAACGGGCGCCACUCCCCAAGGCCAAAACCCGAAUGCUGCAAAUCCAGGAAUGAUGAACCCAGCGUUAAUGAAUAAUCAACAAUCAAGAUUUAUGAACAACAUGGGACCAGGUGCAGGCUUUAAUCCUAUGUUUAACGAAAUACAACAACCAGGAAUGAAUUCAAGAAAUGGCUUCAACGGAUUCAACCGUCCCGGCCCUGUUAACAACAACAAUAAUAGAAAUAAUAACAGACCAGCUGACGAUUCAAGUUCAAGUUCAAAAUCAUCAAAUUCAGGUGGUGGAAACAUCAACAUCGGACUUGGGAUCGGUGUUGGAUCAUCAUCUCCAGUUGUACCCCCAAAACCAGCCUCUACAAGAACACCAGCGUCUCCGCAGUUUGGCGGUGGCCGUGGAACGAUGAACGGGGCUCAAAAUGUGCAGCCAACACCACCAGAUCCAUUUCAACAACAAAGAGGGAUAAAUGCAUUCGACCAAUCAGGUUUCCCAGGAAUGCCCCAAACUGGGUUUCCGCCAAACGACCAAUCAGGCUUUCCAUCCAACACUCAAAUUAGUUUUCCCUCCAAUCCACAAACUGGAUUCCCUCCUAGCAACCAAUUUCAGCCGAAUGCAAAUAACCCCCAAGCCCCUACCCUUCAACGGUUUGACCAACAGCCCCCUGCUAUAUCAGGAUCAAUGCCCGCAAGCAAUUCUAUGCCCUGGAAUACAUUUCAAUCAAAUGCUGGAAACUUUGGACAAGACACAGUGCUUACAUCCCAGACCUCGCCUGGAGGAAUAGGUUCGGCAGCCGGUGCUGGUGGUUUCGAUCCAACACUGCAAAAUACAAAUCUUCCAAAUAGUGGAAAUGCAUUUCAGCAAGGCUCUUUCGCAAGUGAACCUACGAUUGGUGAACCAAUGAUAAUCGAUAAUGGUGGAAGAACAACCGUCGUGGUGGACAACAUUACUUUUACAGGGCUCCUACCACCCGGGCCACCCGUACUAAAAACACAAGUUAUCAACGGAAAGGGAUCUGUGCACAUAAACCCCUUAGUGUCGUCGGAGAGGGCUGCCAAUUCAUUUGGCAGAAACUUUCCUCCACAGUUACAUUUCACAAAUCCAAAUGACAUAAAUUCCAUCAAUCAGAACAUUCUUAUGAAUGCAAACAGCAACCAGCUAUUUCAAAAUCAGAAUAUUCUUGGACUCCCAGGAACACAAGCAAUGACACCAAACGUUAACGUACCCGUCAGGCAGCCAGGUGGAGUUCCGGUCUUCCCAAUGAUGUAGUUCCGGUCCAGAAAAGUCACAGCACCACCUGAAUCUGCUCCUGCAAAGAGUACAACCCAAGACAUCAGAAGAUUAUGACGCAUGGCAAACUGCUCUGUAAACGUCUCUAAAUAUUUGCCAUUAGACGAGCCAUCCUCCAUUUCCGAUAGUGCGUGUGGUCGGUCUGUAAUUCUCAAAGUGAAGCGACACUUUAAAAGUGGGACGUUAAAUUGAUACUACAAUAAAACAACCGCUCUUUCAUCAUCAUCGUUGUCAUCUAAAUCAUAACAUCACAGCAGUUUAGGAAUUUCGUUAUCAGUCGGCUUGCGAUGUAUAUGUACGUACAAUGUACACGAAUGAAGUUGGUUUCACUGAUCAGGAAAACACGAUCAAUCAGGACUACAAUUUUUAUAGUAGCAUGUUUACAUCGUAACUUAGCCCUAUGACCAUAGGGCCUUGUUCGUAUCGAACUUUUAAGUAGAAAAGGUCUAUGUUGGUAAAAUAAUACUGUCAAUGAUCAAAAGUAAUAUCAGAAAACUAUUUAUUUAUAACUAUUUAUUAUUUAUCUUCGUCUCCUGUCCCUUUGACGCGUCCAAUGUGAUUAUACAUUUUAAUUUAAGCAAUCUUAAUGUGUUAUACUGAUAGACUCUUGUCGUCUUUCCCUCUUUCUAGAAUUGUAUAUAAAACUGGGGAAAGUUCUCUUCUUAAUAUUCGUAAUAUUUAUUUUUUUGACACAUUUGAAUUUCCUGUAUGUGAUUAUAUAAAUAUCUUGAUAUAAAACAUUUAAAAUA